Molecule: messenger RNA, 372 nt
Organism: Suillus bovinus
Lineage: Eukaryota; Fungi; Basidiomycota; Agaricomycetes; Boletales; Suillaceae
Exons: 3
Coding region: 1-372 (123 amino acids)
Source: RefSeq, a predicted model, not a curated record
AUGUCACAAGCAUCAGGCACUGACGGCGCUGAGGAUCAGCGCGCCCACAACAGCUCAGCUGAGCGACGUUCUCCAGAGGAUGAUAACGUACGACCUACAGAGGAAAAGAAGACAAAUCAUGAGCCUUCGGCCGAGCUGCCAUCAGGAAUCUUUUCAAGCAAGGUCAUGGACUCAAAAUCACAAUCGCUCGACCUGAAUUCGGAUGUUGCGUUCGAGAAUGAUUACGCUCUCACCCUUCCUGACAUACCCACCAGCAAUCUCGAAGCACCUAAUAUCAAGUGGCUGUUCGAGACAUCUUCCUCCGAAUCGCACCUGAACAAUUGUCGGUUUUGCUGUGAAAAAAUUGAAGACUGUUGCCAGCUAUAUGCUUGA